This is a messenger RNA of Cicer arietinum (chickpea), 1979 nucleotides long. RefSeq names its product protein transport protein SEC23 D. Gene Ontology annotation, biological process: COPII-coated vesicle cargo loading; intracellular protein transport; endoplasmic reticulum to Golgi vesicle-mediated transport. The record is from RefSeq and is a predicted model, not a curated record. Lineage: Eukaryota; Viridiplantae; Streptophyta; Magnoliopsida; Fabales; Fabaceae. Gene Ontology annotation, molecular function: SNARE binding; zinc ion binding. Gene Ontology annotation, cellular component: COPII vesicle coat; endoplasmic reticulum exit site.
CUUUGUAAAAAUAAUCAAAGUUCUAAAGUAAGAACAUAAAAUCAAGUGAGUCAAGUAGCUAAACGAGUCUGAGUCUAACUCGGUGCGCACACACACAAGAGAAACAACAGUGUGUGUGUAAGGAUUGAGGAUCGGAAAACAUGGCGGUGAGGGCCACAGUGUCACGGUUCCCGAUUGACACCGACGCACGCGAAGGCUCCGGCCUCCUAUGGGGAGUAACCGUCACACCCUUUGCCGCCUCCGACGAAAACGGUCAAUCUCCGGCAUACGGAUCCGGCGGCGACCUCUUACCCCGUUGCGAGAAUUGCUGGGCUUACUUCAACACUUACUGCGAACUUGAACAAUGGUCGUGGUCUUGCUCCCUCUGUGGAAACCUCAACGGCCUCUCUUCAGACGCCAUCGAACGCUAUUCUCGUCCUCAAUCUUGCGCUGAGAUGAUGUCUUCAUUCGUAGAUCUCGAAUUGCCUCCGCAAGAAGAAUCUGAUGAAGCUGCAUUGGAAGCUUGUCCUGUUUAUGUUGCUGCCAUUGACUUAUCAUCUUCAGAGGAGUUUCUGGAGCUCACGAAAAGUGCAUUGCUGGCAGCUUUGGAAGCUCUUGCUCCUGGUUCACUUUUUGGGCUUGCCACCUUCAGCCACAAACUAGGACUGUAUGAUGUUCAAGGUCCAAUACCUGUUGUGAAAAAUGUUUUCAUCCCUCCUGAGGCAGAGGGAACCUUAACAAUUGAGCUUGAAGAUGUCAUGCCUUUGUUACAGUUUCUGGCUCCCGUGGACACUUGUAAGGACCGUAUUGCAUCAGCACUUGAAACACUUAGACCAACAACUUCAUGGGAGAGAACCACAGCAGCAGGUCAAGGACUGGAGGGUGUUCUGCUAGGUGGGCGUGGUUUUGGGGUGGCAAUGGAAGCCCUCUGCGGUUACCUUGGAUCUGAAUAUGGAAACACUUUUGCAUUAGCUAGAAUCUUUGCAUUCUUGUCUGGUCCCCCUGAUUAUGGGGCUGGACAAUUGGACACAAGACGAUAUGGUGAGCAAUAUGCAAGCCAAAGGAAGGAUCCAGAUCGCGCUUUACUCCCAGAGCAGACACCGUUUUAUAAAGAUUUGGCUGCUGUUGCUGUUCAAGCAGGUGUAUGUGUUGACGUAUUUGCUGUAACAAACGAGUACACUGAUUUGGCGUCCCUAAAAUUUCUGAGUAUUGAAAGUGGGGGCUCCUUAUUUUUAUAUACAAGUACUGAGGAUUCAACGUUGCCUCAGGACAUGUAUCGAAUGCUGAGUAGGCCAUAUGCUUUUGGUUGUGUCCUGCGAUUAAGAACCUCAACUGAAUUUAAACCUGGCAAUUCUUAUGGUCACUUCUUUCCAGAUCCACAGUAUGAAAAUGUUCAACACGUCAUAUGCUGUGAUUCUUAUGCUACAUAUGCUUAUGACUUUGUGUUUGAGAACAACAUUGGAUUUUCAAGAAGUAAAUCAGACGUUCCUACACUCCAGAUUGCAUUCCAAUACUCAGUUGUAGUUCCUCCCCAGGAGCUUUCCAAUUCAGGAGGGGUCUCUACAAGCAGAACCAAGCAUCAUUCCCUUCAACGCCGGCUAAGGAUCCGAACAGUGCAGUUCGGUGUUGCUCAGAACAUUCACGAACUUUAUGACAGCUGUGAUCCUGAAGUUGUUCUAUCGUUGCUCGUGCACAAGGUUAUACUUGCGUCUUUGGAGGAAGGAGUUCGGGAGGGUAGACUCUUGCUUCAAGAAUGGCUAGUGAUCCUUGCAGCACAGUACAAUGAUGCUUAUAAACUUGUUCAGUAUAGUAAUGGAAAUUCAAUAAGAUCUCAGCUUGAUGUUGCCUUCUCUCAAUGUCCUCAACUGCAGUCCCUACCGCGCCUAAUCUUUGCUCUCCUUCGAAACCCUCUUCUUCGCUUUCAUGAAGAAGGUGUUCAUCCCGACUACCGCAUCUAUCUGCAAUGCCUUUUUAGGUAAUUGAUGCUCUCAUGUUUAUUU